Molecule: messenger RNA, 6568 nt
Organism: Meriones unguiculatus (Mongolian gerbil)
Lineage: Eukaryota; Metazoa; Chordata; Mammalia; Rodentia; Muridae
Gene: Sema3e
Product: semaphorin 3E
Exons: 17
Coding region: 631-2958 (775 amino acids)
Biological process (GO): semaphorin-plexin signaling pathway; axon guidance; negative regulation of axon extension involved in axon guidance
Molecular function (GO): chemorepellent activity; semaphorin receptor binding
Source: RefSeq, a predicted model, not a curated record
AGAGCCGGGGAGAUGCGGCGGGGCACGUGGGCUGGAGACACUUCCUAGAAACGCGCGCGGGCUCAACCCUGCCUGAACUUUCCUGUAAACAGAGCGCUGACAGGCGGCAUCCCCGCUGGGUGGGUCCGGCGCUCCUGGCGCAAGUGCCACUUCUUGCUUUUAAUUAGCGAGAGGAGAGGCGACUAAGAAGAAGUGGCUGCUCGGCAAGUCAGUGCAAGGAGGCUGACUUCUGGGAGGCUGGGAGAAGAGCCGGGGGAGGCUGCUGGUCUGCUCCGGCUGUUUUCUCAAUGAAUAGCUGGCGGGGAGACUGAAGGCAGACACAGCCUCCUCCUCACUCCGCCGCCGGGUGACGGCGACAGCUCCAGCCGGGACCUGGCUCCCAAGACGCGCUCCUUGGAAUGCCCUCCUGUUCCGCGCUUCUGAACCACCGGUCCCGAGGAAGGAGAGGCUUUGCGGAUCCAGAUAUCGCCCGGAAAAUGACACUUGGGAAUGGUAUUUUCUGAUGACAGCCCCGUCUGUUGGUGACAAAGCCUGUCGUCCGCAGUUGCCCCUGGGGGGGGAAGUCCUGAGUAAAACUCAGUCCUGCCUUAAAGUGAGGUUGCAGGGGCCACAGGAGAGCCAGAGCGCACCAUGUCACCGGCCGGACGCGUCCUCACCUUGCUUCUCUGGGGUCACCUGCUGGACCUCUGGACCCCAGGUCACACCGCGGACCCCUCCUACCCCAGGCUACGCCUGUCUCAUAAAGAACUCUUGGAUCUGAACAGGACGGCGAUAUUUCACAGCCCCUUUGCAUCUCUGGACCUCCAUACGAUGCUUUUGGAUGAGUAUCAAGAGCGGCUCUUUGUGGGAGGCAGAGACCUUGUCUAUUCCCUGAACUUGGAACGAAUCAGUGACGGCUACAGAGAGAUAUACUGGCCGAGUACAGCAGUGAAAGUAGAAGAAUGCAUAAUGAAAGGAAAAGACGCAAAUGAGUGUGCCAAUUUCGUUCGGGUUUUGCAUCACUACAACAGGACCCACCUUCUGACCUGUGCCACAGGGGCCUUUGAUCCACUCUGUGCCUUCAUCAGAGUGGGCUACCAUUCGGAGGAGCCCCUGUUCCACCUGGAGUCUCACAGAUCUGAGAGAGGAAGGGGCAGAUGUCCUUUUGACCCCAGCUCCUCCUUCGUCUCCACUCUAGUUGGUAGCGAACUGUUUGCUGGCCUCUACAGUGACUACUGGGGCAGAGACUCAGCGAUCUUCCGCAGCAUGGGGAAGCUGGGCCACAUUCGUACCGAGCAUGACGAUGAACGGCUGCUCAAAGAACCAAAAUUUGUAGGCUCGUACAUGAUUCCUGAUAACGAAGACCGUGAUGACAACAAAAUGUACUUCUUUUUUACCGAGAAGGCAUUGGAGGCGGAGAACAAUGCCCACACCAUCUACACCCGAGUGGGGCGGCUGUGCGUGAAUGACAUGGGAGGACAGAGAAUACUGGUGAAUAAGUGGAGCACAUUCCUGAAAGCAAGGCUGGUUUGCUCAGUACCAGGAAUGAAUGGAAUUGACACAUACUUUGAUGAACUAGAGGAUGUGUUUUUACUGCCUACCAGAGAUCCCAAGAAUCCAGUGAUAUUUGGACUGUUCAAUACUACCAGCAACAUAUUUAGAGGCCAUGCUAUAUGUGUCUAUCACAUGUCAAGUAUACGGGAAGCCUUUAAUGGCCCAUAUGCACAUAAAGAAGGCCCUGAAUACCACUGGUCACUGUAUGAAGGAAAAGUCCCUUACCCAAGGCCCGGAUCAUGUGCCAGCAAAGUGAAUGGAGGGAAGUAUGGAACCACCAAAGACUACCCUGAUGAUGCCAUUCGAUUUGCAAGAACGCAUCCGCUAAUGUAUCAGCCCAUAAAACCUGCUCAUAAAAAACCAAUACUUGUGAAGACAGAUGGAAAGUAUAACCUGAAGCAACUAGCAGUGGAUCGAGUGGAAGCUGAAGAUGGCCAGUAUGAUGUUUUAUUUAUUGGGACAGAUACAGGAAUUGUGCUGAAAGUGAUCACAAUUUACAACCAAGAAACAGAGUGGAUGGAGGAAGUCAUUCUAGAGGAGCUUCUGAUAUUCAAGGAUCCAGUUCCUAUCAUUUCUAUGGAAAUUUCUUCAAAGAGACAACAGCUCUACAUUGGAUCCACCUCUGCGGUGGCACAAGUCAGAUUCCAUCACUGUGACAUGUACGGGAGCGCUUGUGCUGACUGCUGCCUGGCUCGGGACCCUUACUGUGCCUGGGAUGGCAUAUCCUGCUCCAGGUACUACCCAACUGGUGCACACGCAAAGAGGCGUUUCCGCAGGCAGGACGUCAGACAUGGCAAUGCCGCCCAGCAGUGCUUCGGACAGCAGUUUGUCGGAGACGCGUUGGACAGGACUGAAGAGAGGCUGGUUUAUGGCAUAGAAAGCAACAGUACUUUGCUGGAAUGCACCCCACGGUCGCUACAAGCAAAAGUCGUCUGGUUUGUACAGAAGGGACGUGACCUAAGAAAAGAAGAGGUGAAGGCGGACGACAGAGUGGUGAAGAUGGACUUGGGUUUACUCUUCCUCAGAGUGCGCAAGUCGGACGCUGGGACCUAUUUUUGCCAGACGGUAGAGCAUAGCUUUGUCCACACGGUGCGGAAGAUCACCUUGGAGGUGGUGGAGGAGCAGAAAGUGGAGGGGAUGUUCCACAGGGACCACGAGGAGGAGAGGCAUCACAAGAUGCCCUGCCCUCCCCUCAGCGGCCUGCCUCAGGGGACGAAACCCUGGUACAAGGAGUUCUUGCAGCUGAUCGGCUACAGCAACUUCCAGAGAGUGGAAGAAUACUGCGAGAAGGUGUGGUGCACGGAGAAGAAGAGGAAAAAGCUCAAGAUGUCUCCCUCCAAGUGGAAGUACGCCAACCCGCAGGAGAAGAGGCUCCGCCCCAAGCCCGAGCACUUCCGCCUGCCCCGGCACACGCUGCUGUCCUGAGGACGCCCUCCGCCGGCCGCAGCGAGCGGAAACAGUUACAGGCCACGCCUUUCCGGUUCCUCCGGGCGCUUCCUGUGGGACCGAGAGGCGGGAAAGGUGUUCUAAGUUAUUCUGCAUCCUCACCCGACCGUGCAAACCCCUCACCGCGCUCGCUCGUGCUUAAAAAACGAGAGUUUUCGCUUAAAAGGCCCCACGUCGUAUGCUUCAACACGCGACCGUGGCCGCGAUUCUGAGUUUGCUUUUCAGGGAAAUUGCUUCUCCAUUGGGAUAGGUGUUCUGAUUAUAACAUUAAAGUAAACGUUACAGAUUUUCAUAAUCGAGAGGAAAAAAAAAAAAGUAAAGCUAAAUCAGCUCUGUCUUUCCGGAGUUUUCCUUGCAACCACGAGGUAAAGUGCACAGAAUAGCAAACACUUUAGGAUUCUCACGUUUUUUUAUUUAAAGCCUUGAGUUUUAAGUAGUUGUGUUGUGGUUCCUAUUAACUAACCAUAAAAUAAACCUGCGACCCACCCAUCCUAAGGCUUGUUUCCUUCAUGAAACACUCACUGAACUAUGUUUAAAAUAUUUCUGUUUUAUAAACAAGGCAUAUCCUUUAAGUUUCACUUCAGUGUGGAAGGAAGGAAGGUAACAUCUCAGAUAUUUUUAAAAAGUGUCAAAGCAUGACAGAUUUCUAAUCAGAAGGUCUGUGCUGCCCUCUUGUGGUAGAAGAAGGCAUUGUCUCUCAUAGUGCUGUUUCCAUGAUUGCCUUGCAAACGUUUGAAAAUAAAUUACGUGAGCAGAAUCAUCUAGUUUAUUUUCAGAAGACUCAAUUAAAAAAAGUAAUGACUUUUCAACGCAGUGAAGAUAUUAACAGAAUUCGAGCUUUAAAAGGUAGGCUUUCAAACCUUCCCUGAGACUAAAAUAAAAUAAAAACACUCUCGAAGUAUGUUUUACCUGUAAAGAAAUUAUCAAAGCAUUUUCUCUUAGAAACAAAGUCUUCCUGUUUUAUAUUUGCUGUUUGGAUUCAUUUUACUACUGACAUCUUCAGAGAAUCAUUAUCUUUGUCUUAUAAAUAUUACCAAAAUUUCUAUUUUUCAGAAUGUUUGUUUCUUGAAAUCUUAUCUCUUUAUAUUUUAAAGAGUUAGCAGCAACCUUUCUGAAAUAUAAGCUUUAUGAGGAUUUUCACUUAGAUAAGAGUAAAGCAAUUGGGGUGUAUAUAAGAACAAUUAUGAAUAGUUAUUCAAACUUAAAUUUAAAUAUUUAUGUCUGCUAUCUCUGUAUGCUAUAUAAUUAAGAAUAUAGAGUGUUGAGAAUUUCUAAUGGCUUUCUUUUUCACUCUAAGAUGAGUAAGUACAUAAGUAUUCCACAGAGGCUUUUAAAGUCCAGAAUUCCUAAAACAUCUAACAAAUAAAAAUAAACAUUGACAUCCUAUGAAUGUCCACAUUUUAUGGACCCCAGAAUCCAGUGGAAAUCAUUGUGGUCCACCAAAAGGUAAUUGCAAAAAAGGUAGUAGUCAAAAAUUUUAGAAUACUGAAUUUUAGGAACACAAAGGGAUGAAAUGCAAACUGGGGAAUUGAAACCACAAACACAUCUCACUAGUUCCUAAGGAGAGUGUAUGUCUGGAAUAUUCCAAGUGAACAGACAAAUAUAUGUGAAUUUUGCAAUGACUCUUCCACUAAGCAAGUUAGAGAUAAGGGGAGGAUUUUCUCUUAGACCCGUGUCAAAUAACAAAAGAAAGUAAAGCACGUAUGCAUAUGUGCAUUUUAAUCUUAAUACACUGAUAGGAAGUUAAAGAGGAAAAUAAUCAUUGUUGUGAGCUAGGUAGAACUCAAAAGACUUUUUUUUCAGUUUUAUCACUGAAUGCACAUGAAGAUUAAAAUAGGACAUUAAUCAGAAAGUAAAAUUAAAAUAAAACAGGUCAAAAGCUAUUCUGGAAAAAUAAGUUCAAUCCAAGAAGAGUUUUAAAAAUAUAUUGAUUUAAUGAAAUUUGAUAAAAUGUUGAGGGCUUGGGUCUUCUCCCUCUUCUGAGGGAGAACACCAAAUUAUAUAUAAAUAUGUAUUUAUAUGUACAUAUAUUCAUGUAUAAUACAUCCUCCUACAUAUCUGUUUAUGAUAGUAGCUUAGGAAAACCAGGGGAGAGAGAGAGAGAGUAGUUUCCAAUGUACCUGGGUCCUCUUUCCUUCUGACCUCCCUUGCAUGUAGACCUCCACGUAGGUAAGAUACAUCGUUAAGCCCUGUCAAAGUUCAAACCAACAAAAUACAAGCCUAGUAACUGUUUUGAAAAUCUGAAGCUUGCUACAUAAAUGUCACUAGUCUUUUGUUGGACCUGGGUUUAGAAUCCAAAUAUACUUUCCUUUGAAACAAAUUCCAUAGAGAGAGGCAACGAGAUGCCUGCCUGCCUUGAACUCGGAGGAGAUAUCUAUAGGGCUCUGAAAAAAGAAACACCCAGACAUGACCUUGGCAAACAAAAUGUGUCCUCAAAACACACAGCUGACUCAAGAGCCUAACCUUCCAUCCUUGCUCCAAAGAGGCCUUUCUGUAUAGCCAGUCUCCUGCUUCUCCAGAGCUCAUGCUAUAAUUUAAAACAAGUUUCUGUCUCCCUCAACAUAAUGUGUCCUACUUAGCCACAGAUCCAGACACAUUAGGAAGUCCACGCUUAAAAGAGAUGUCAUGACUUCAGAAGUCUUCCCAUGUCUAGUGUUCUGCAUUGCUAUCUUUCUUCUUUUGCGCUAAAUAUUGACUGUUUCAGGGAGAAAUUUUCAACAUCAAGAAACACAAAAGAAAAACAGAUAAAUCCAGAGCUGGGGAUGAAAAGUCUACAUUGGUUUUGUAAGUUUCAAUGCAUACAAUAUGUGAUUAUCUAUUCUAUACUUUACCCUAAGUGUCUUCCUUUCCUUUCCACAAUUGACAAGAUUAGUAGGACACUUUUACUAACUAUCUAGAUAUCUCUGUGGGAUAUAGGAUUUUGUAAAUCUUCUUAGUAAUUAUGAAUAUUUGUAAAAUUUGUACAAUAUAACAAAUCAUUUUCGAUGUUAGUCUUAAGCAUGAGAGAAAGAGCAAACGCUGUCCUUAAAAAUGGUGUCUCUAGCCUGUCAAACAUGGAGAACUUAAUGUUCUAUAGAUACUUUAUAUCCCAGGUAAAAGUCACACACUUGUGAUGAAAAGGGGUCACUGGUUCCUUUUAAAUGUAUGAUUCAUUUUUCAGGCCAAUAAUUGCUUAUUUGAAUCAGAAAUAAUUGUAAUAUUCUUCACACACUCUCUUUUACUUGUAGCAGCAUUGUUUUAACUGGUAUUUUGUUAUCUUAUUGUCUUGGAAGAACAACUUUACAUACUGGAUUUUAUUAUACAUAAAUUGGCUUAGCUCUGAGCUAGAGAACAAUUGGAGUGUCUUUGUCUCUGGUAUCUUUUGUCUCUGGCAGAGUUUAUAAAGCAUGUGCCAUAUUGUUUCUUUCUACUGAUAUGAGCUCUGAACUCAUUCUCACCUGGUUCUGAGCUACAGAGACAAGUGACUGUGUGUCUCCUUGACUAUCAUGUAGAUCCAACCCCCUACAUACACAAAUUCUGUACUAUUAAAUGAAAUUUCUAUUUCGCUCAGCUUAGAUGAAAAAGAAAUAAAUAUUCUUCAAAACAUUAA